Trachemys scripta elegans is the source of this 3666-nucleotide messenger RNA. It is a transcript of the gene C16H19orf47, whose product is annotated as chromosome 16 C19orf47 homolog. NCBI's taxonomy places the organism in Eukaryota, Metazoa, Chordata, Testudines, Emydidae. Bases 300 to 1406 code for a protein of 368 amino acids. Gene Ontology annotation, cellular component: nucleus. The record is from RefSeq and is a predicted model, not a curated record. The transcript is spliced from 11 exons.
GAAAUAGUUCUUCAGUCCCAGCCAGGUGAGCGAACGUGCUCCCCAAGCACCUGCUCAAGUCGUCAUGCGCUGUUCCAGAGCAGCGGGCACCUGUCUGAACCCCCUGGAAGCGCUGGUCCCAAGCAGACGUUCAUUUGCUCCAUGAUAACCAGAACCUGGCGGAUAACGACCGAGAACCACGACCUCGAGGGGAAAACAAGCUGCAGGAGAGAAGGAAAUCUCAGCAUGACCCUGAGAAUGCCCUUAAGACAGCGCCGCGAGAGCCAGGCCCCACCAGGGGUCUUUCUGGAUUUCCCACAAUGGUGUCAGUUACCAUGGCUACAUCCGAGUGGAUUCAGUUUUUUAAGGAAGCUGGGAUUCCUCCGGGCCCUGCUGUCAACUACGCAGUUAUGUUUGUGGAUAACAGAAUCCAGAAGAACAUGCUGCUGGACCUGAACAAGGAGAUCAUGAAUGAGCUAGGGAUCACGGUGGUGGGGGAUAUUAUCGCUAUCCUCAAGCACGCUAAAGUUGUUUACAGACAGGAGAUGUGCAAGGCAGCUACUGAAUCGGUGUCCUCCAACCAGCCAAGUAUGCAGUCAGAGCUCCGCAGGAACGCCAACAGCGCCGCCACCCGUAUGAUCGCUAACAGUUUAAGCCGAGAUUCGCCACCUGCUACCCCUGUCCGAAGACCUGACACCAGUACGUCCAAAAUCUCCGUUACUGUAUCCAACAAGAUGGCUGUGAAGAACGCAAAAGCAGCAUUAUGCGAUCCAGCGGACGAGAGCCUGGUGGGCACGGUGAAACGACGGCGAGUAACCGCGGAGAUGGAAGGGAAGUACAUCAUCAACAUGCCAAAAGAUCCAUCUGACGAACCCCGCAUCAAGAGAGACCAGGUGGAGGAGGUCAUAUCUUUUAUUGGACCAACUUCUGCUGGUGUGCCCAGGACGUCUGUGUUUGACCGGCUGGGAGCUGAGAUGAAGGCAGACACAACCACAGGGAAUAAGCCUACAGGGGUCUUCAGCCGACUGGGGGACGCACUGGAGGCAGAGGAGGACAAAGCCGCAGAGAGUGAUGACGACUGCUCCGUCCUGCAGUAUGCUGGCGUCCUGAAGAAGCUCUCCAAGCCUUUACGCAAGGAAAGUGCCAAACCAGGAGUAACCAUCAAAGCAAAAGCCACGAGCUCGGAGGCAAAACCAGCUGUGACGACCAUUCGACGACUUGGCAAUAAGAGCUCCGGCCUGGCGGUGAAGGAAAAGAAGCCGGAAUCAGCGUCCAAAGUCAGCGUCAUCCAGAGACUGGGCAAGCCCGCCCUGCCCACCGAGGCCCAGGACAGCAGCGUCACCAGCACGAAGAACAAAGCUGAACCGCAGUUCAGGGUCACUCUAAAGAGGACUUUGGGUAGCGCUAAGGUUCUUGCCUGUAUCUAGGAAGUAGCGUCUCGAGGUCUCCGUACAGAGAUAAUACGGAGUGGGGACACUGCUGGAACUCUUGAGUCUAAGAGGGUUUCCUAGCAACCUAUAAAAGCAAACGUAAGGGCUCCCGGACACUGCGCAGGCGUCUGUUUGAAUGUAGUCAGUCCAAGAGUAUUAAUCUAAGACCCACGGGAGAUGUCUCUUCUCCUUCGGUCCUCACACCUGCUCUUGUGUCCCUGGGCUAGCAUCACUCCACCUGCCUGCCCAGUACAGCAUUACACUUGUGUUCCAGGCAUGGGUUUCCACCCGGAUCUGUGCAGCCCUUGCACCCUGAGAGUGUGGCAUGGAUUCGAACAGGUCCGUGGGCAGCUCCAGAGUCUGCCAGGAACAUGCUAAGAGUAUGCAUGGCCUGGAUUUGUUUGGUCAGUUCAAGAAGAAAUAUUUUGUUUGUGGGGGAUGGGGAGAUACUUUGUUCAGAUGUCUGGGCAGUUGCCCUCAAGUGUAAAAGCAGCACAGUUCUGCACAGGGCCAGUUUCUCUUUGGAUUGCCCAGCUCCGAGUCAAUCGGCCUCACCCCCAGAGGCUAGAGCCUGGCCUUGCUUUCCAGGGGGCAGCAUAACUGCCCUCUCCUGACAGGAUUUCAGCACCCUCGUGCUGAGAGGUUUGGUUCUGAGUAGCACAGAGAUUCAGCAGGGAAGUCAUUUUGCACAUGUGCAAAUACAAAGGCAGAUGUCUGGCUUUGAUUACUUCUCAGCGUCUCUGUCCCACGGGGAGGCAACAGGUCUUGCUCCCCUUCCUAAAAGGCAGGACUCCUGUACAUUCUUUUGUGUAGGGAGACUAGCCCAUUAUGCAGCCUGGGACAGGAGCCAGGGUCACUCCCAUGCUGUGUGGUGGCCCCCGUUCCGAGCGGACACGUGUCUGUAUCAAAGAACCACCGGGGCAGCUGGUGCUGCCACUCCUGGGGGAAGCCUGUGCAGAGAGGCUGAGGACUGAGUCCUGGACAGCAAGCUCCUCUCUCCGCUCUAGGGCAGAAGGUAGCAUCUGGCAGGGGCAGCUUGUCCUGUUCUGUGGGGAGUCACGGGCUGUCAGGCUGUGGGCCGGCUAGUUCAGAGGGCUCUGUUUGUGCUCCCCUCUUCCCCUCACUAAAAGGGGUUACUCCUCCCAAGUAGGUACUGUGGGUGGGGGAGAGGGGUCAAUGGCUGUCAGGCUAGCUGGGCAGCUGUUAGGAGUUCACAGACAAAGCUUGGCGGUGCCGAGAGAGGUUCCCUGCUGGAGCACCGGACUAAGGUGGUCACGUGCAGCCCACAGACCUGGAGCAUGGCGUGCAGCCGCACUCCUCCACCCUCCGUUGGUGAGUGCUGCAAGAUAUUCGGAUAAAGAGCCCUAGGCCCGUGCUAAGUGGGUUAUCUUACUAAAGAGAGUGUAACCUGCUGGAUAGGCCCCCGCCGGCAAUGCUCCGUCUUGGCUGGGAGCGUCUGCGGGACGUGGCACCGGAGCAAAGAGGAGUGGCUGCCGUUGGCUUCCUUGCCAACUGAUUAAAUGUGGUUGUCACUGUAGACCACCUCUGCCCUAAACCCAGUGCGGAGUUAGCCUGCCAUGUCGUCUCUGUAUUGGUGGUGCAGCUGAGGCACUGGGCUGAAGAACCGACUCAAUCCAAACAAUUCUAUCUACUGUUCUUUAUUAAGCCCAACAGGAGGUUUAAUGUCUCUGGAUGUAGGCCUUCUCCUUAAGGAGAUCCUGUCGCAUUUUUUUGCUGUGGGUUUACUGCAUCCCUUUAGCUUUUCUAUUUUAUCAUCUGUUUUUAAGUGGUUGCCUGUAUUGGCCUUCCUGUUUGUUCUGAAGUGCUAACUUUUCUUGUGAAACGCCCGCUUUGCAGGUUCCGGAGGCUUUAUAACGGGGUUAAAACACACGUGUUCAGCUGUGGGACGGAGAUGAGGAGGCUGUUUCUGAGGGGAGGGGAUGGGGUCAUUGGAUCCAAGAAAGGGAAGUUUGGGUGUGUCUCUCCCCUCCCCUCCCAAGACAAAAUAGGCAAGUUGGCAUAACCCGUUUCUGGGAGUUUUGGUCGUGCUUUCGAAAGGAAGGUUAGUGUUCUGAAUGUUUUUAGACUGUUUGAGGCAAAAUACUUUUUUUAAGAAGGAGAAUGAAAUCUGCGCACAGGCUACGUUGUGUAGUCAGCGGCCAUAGAGGCAGUAGAGAUUUGUGUAAUGCACUCAAGGCACGUGCCGUUAUUCUUCGAGGAUUUGACGUGCUGUUGCAAUAAAGCAUAAAAAAAGACA